UCAAGUUUCAACUAGAGCCAUUGAAGGGACUCUAACACUUCACCCAGCUCACCGCCUAGCUUUUCCACCGCUUCACCCUGAACACCGCCACCACUGAUUCCUCCAAAUCCAUGAUUUCGCAGAAUCGCACCACAUAACCAGUCAACAACGCAGAGCUCUCUUCGUCCACGGCAACUCAUCGGUCCACCUCAACGCCGCGUGCGCAACAACUAGCACAAUCCCAACCAGCAGCGGCACCCAAACAUUCACCGUCACCUGGGAAGAACAGCAGUAGAACCCAUUUUGCUAAAGAAUUAUGCUGUUUGAAAGAUUACGCGGCCAAUGACAAAAUUAUCAAUGGGAGUCCAGCGACUGAGAUAUUCCAGACUUUUCCAAGAACUCCGAACUCACAGAACUGACAUAUUAUGUUGGUGACUGGUCAUCUAGUUUGCUGAAGCAUCCUCAUGGGAUCGAAUGAGAGGGGAUCCUUACUUUCAGGACUAACAGAUCCUUUGUCUCAAACAAAUAAAAACAAUGCUCCAAAGGGCAGGAGAAUUCGUCGUUGUAGAAGUGCUCCUGUUUCAGAUUAUGUAGCCUUAGAGACAGGCUUACCCUCAGGUCCACAAACCGAUCAGUCCUUUUUCGGAAAUAUACACCCGAGUUUUCGCAUUGUAGCUGCAUUCUUGACUGUCUACCUAGGCUUAGGAACUGUAUGUUUCUACCUAGUCAGGAACCAGCUCAAGGGAGAGAAGACAAAUGGAGUUCUUGAUGCUGUUUAUUUCUGUAUUGUGACAAUGACCACUGUCGGAUAUGGUGACCUUGUGCCAAACAGCGUUCUUUCAAAACUAGUGGCUUGUGCUUUCGUCUUCUCAGGAAUGGCUCUCGUCGUAAUGAUCUUGGGCAAAGCAGCUGACUAUUUGGUAGAGAAGCAGGAAUUAUUGCUCGUUAAAGCCCUACAUACGAGUAAAAAAGUUGGGCAUAUUGAAAUUCUUAAAGAUAUCGAGACAAACAGUCCGAGGUACAAAUGUAUUGUGGUCUUUAUCCUUCUUUUGCUACUCAUAAUUGGUGGCACAAUCUUCCUAGCUACUGUUGAGAAAUUGAGCCUUGUGGAUUCAUUCUAUUGCGUUUGUUGUACCAUCACAACCCUGGGUUAUGGAGAUAAGAGCUUUUCGUCUCAAGCAGGGCGUGCUUUUGCAGUAUUCUGGAUAUUGACAGGUACCAUUUGUUUAGCUCAGUUUUUCCUCUACGUUGCCGAGCUAAACGCCCAAAGCAGACAACGGGCGUUAGUAAAGUUGGUUCUCACUCGUAGGGUGACCAAUGUAGAUUUAGAGGCAGCUGAUCUGGAUGACGAUGGCGUUGUUGGGGCUGCUGAAUUUGUCAUAUACAAGCUCAAAGAGAUGGGGAAGAUUAGCCAGGAAGAUGUUAGACUUGUAAUGGAGGAGUUUGAAGAUCUUGAUGUUGAUCAGUCAGGAACGUUGUCAACAUCCGAUAUAAUACUUGCGCAACAACCUCAAAUCAAGAAGUAACUCUGGCACUAUGCUGGUGGCUUUGUAAGUUCGUGAUAUGUAUGAUUACUUAUUCUUGCUGUGGUAUGAAUUUCUUAACUAGGCCAUAUCACAAACACUCCCAUAUAUCUCUUCCUAUAAGGACUUGGUUAAAACGCUUGGAUUGCUUCUAUGUAUUUUACUCAAAUGGAGAUAUAGCGUACAAACAAAUUUUGGUCCUUCGCUAGAUUGACAAAUGCGACUGCUUAGUUCCUUCAAGAAUUUCGCCAGAUGUGGUUCAGUCUGUUUUGUAUUACGACAGAUUUGAAGGUUGUGCAUAUGCGACGAGGGUGCAGUGUGGUGAGGGCUAGUGAAAGCACACAAGGUUUGAUGUACUGAGGCAGUGUAUAAUGAUCAUAGUGGGAAUGUGUACAUUUGUGUGUUAGCAUGUAGACGUAUUUAUCUUCUGUUUUGCUUUAGUAAGACGCUUCUUUUGUGUACACUAUUUGGAGAGAGACUUAAUCAUACGCCAGUGUGGAAUCUCAAACAAAUAAACGUAUGAUAUCCCGUUAUUCGUUUAGAAUAUUACGGUGGUGGUGUACCGGGGGUGUAAGUCCGUCCUCCAUUUUUAGGGUUCUUUGAGUUGUGCCAGGUGGUAGCCUUUCUGUGAUCUGACCUUUCAAGUCAUUGAUUGAUCAUGGCCUAGAAAGAAAGCAAUCCAGGUUUGCAUUGUGAUUCUGUGGAUUAGAUCUGAGCCCAGCAAAAGCAAUGCUUCUAAUGUCAAAAACUGAAAUGAUUGUGGGGCCACCACCAUGUAAUCCCUACACCUUUUGAAUGAUCAUUCAAUUUGUUGAA
Messenger RNA from Malus domestica (apple), 2318 nucleotides. Its product is annotated as two-pore potassium channel 1-like. Gene Ontology annotation, molecular function: potassium ion leak channel activity; outward rectifier potassium channel activity. The record is from RefSeq and is a predicted model, not a curated record. Gene Ontology annotation, biological process: potassium ion transmembrane transport; stabilization of membrane potential. NCBI's taxonomy places the organism in Eukaryota, Viridiplantae, Streptophyta, Magnoliopsida, Rosales, Rosaceae. Gene Ontology annotation, cellular component: plant-type vacuole membrane; plasma membrane.